Messenger RNA from Linum trigynum, 729 nucleotides. NCBI's taxonomy places the organism in Eukaryota, Viridiplantae, Streptophyta, Magnoliopsida, Malpighiales, Linaceae. The record is from the annotation of a GenBank genome assembly.
AUGAAUGAGCUGGACUUUCACUCUGUUGAAUUUAAUGAGGGAGAUGCUCUGCGUCUGUAUACGCGUGACACUGGUCGUUACUACCCCUCGGAAUUUCAUUCUGGUAGACUUCCAGAUGACCUCAAAGUUCUGCAUUUUUACAUCACCCGAUGCUUUCUGCCUAGAUCAUUUGGGCUCAAUACUAUCUAUCCAUCCGAUCUAUGGAUUCUGGCUAGUGCCAAGGAGAAUCGGGUCAUCAGUUACCCACAUCUAAUGUUUGAUCACAUGCUGAACUAUCAUGCUGAUAACUAUAAUGCCGAGCUUCCUUUUGCUCCACAAAUCACUCAGAUUCUACUGGCCUUAGGAUUAGAUCUCCGCUUUAAGGUGGCUCGUGUUGAUAUGCUGAGCUCCCUUUGUGCUCAGUUUAUCCUACGUAAGGUGGAUGCAUCAGUGGGUCGUCGCAGCCCGCUGGUCAAUGCUCCAGGGGGAGAAGCAGCUGAUGGAGUUCCCUCUGAUCAGGAUGGACUUCAUCUGUCUGAGCUAGGUGGGGAUGAAGCUGAGGAAGAACCAGAAAUGGCAGAUAUGGUUACCAUAGCCAGAGAUAAUGGAAAGCGACCCAUGGUGGAUCCUUUGGAAGCGGUUCAAGCUAUGUUCAGGCAGGAGGAAGCAAGUAGCAGCAAUAGAAAUCUGAUGAUGGAGGAUGAAGAGGCUAUAUCAGAUUAUGUGCCAUCUCCUAGGUUCACUUUUUAA